AUGGUUCUAUAUGCAGCCAUAAUAGUACCAGUGUUGUGCUCCCUAUACAUGUUCCACCGCAGAAGAUGUUGCAAACACCCCCUCUUGAGGGAUUACCCCAUUCUUGGCAUGUUACCAACCGUGCUCUUCAACUUGUGGCGCCUUCAUGAUUUUUUCACUGAAGGGCUCAUAAAACAUGGAGGCUCUGGUGACUUGAAAGGACCAUGGUUCACCAACAUGAACUAUUUUGUCACUUGUGACUCCCGCAACGUGCAACACAUGUUGUGCAAGAACUUCGACAACUAUGUCAAGGGACAUGACUUUCGUGAGAUUUUCGAACCAUUCGGAGAUGGGUUUAUCGCUGCCGAUUAUGAGACAUGGAAGUACAUCAGAACCCUUCUCCAUUCUCUGAUGAAUCAACCAAGAUUCAAAGCAUUUAUUGAUCAAACCGUUCAGAAGAAGAUACUCACAAGCCUGCUUCCAAUGUUUGAUCAUGCACAACAACUAGGGAGGAUGGUGAAUCUUCAAGAUGUUUUCUUGCGAUUCACCUUCGAUAACAUAUGCUUAACAACUGUAGGACACGAUCCUAAGUGUCUUUCUAUUGACUUCCCCGUAGUUGCAGUUGAGAAGGCUUUUAGAAUGUCUGACAAGUCGAUAUUCUAUAGACACACGGUGCCAAACUCUGUAUGGAAGCUCCAAAAGUGGCUCCAAAUUGGUCAAGAGAAGAAGAUGACAGAAGCAUCCAAAACAAUUGAUGAGUUCAUAUAUUCAUUCAUAACGUCCAAGCGAAAAGAGUUAAGGAAGUGCACAAAGGAAGAAAUGAAGGAAGUUCCAUUGGACUUGCUAAGUCUUUGGAUGACAGAAGAGGGAGGAUGUGAGCAUAAUGAUAAGUUCAUAAGGGAUUUUGCAUUUAACUUUAUUGUAGCGGGGAGGGGAUCCAUGGCUUCGACUCUUACCUGGUUCUUUUGGCUUGUUAUCAAACACCCUUUAGUGGAAGCUAAGAUUCUUGAAGAGAUCAAAGAUCAUUUUAAGACUAAUGAAAAGAAAAAUGAUGAAUAUGGUCAUGGUUUUGAUGAUCUGAAGCAAUCUGUAUCUGGGGAAGUUUUAGGUAUGGAGGAGGUGAAGAAGCUGGUUUAUCUGCAUGGUGCUCUGUGUGAAGCUCUGAGACUUUUCCCUCCGAUUCCUAUUGAACGGAAGCAAGCAGUUAAAGUUGAUAUUCUUCCAAGUGGGCAUAGAGUAAAUGGCAAUACAAUGAUAAUGUUUUCUUUGUAUGCAAUGGGGAGGUGUGAAGAGACAUGGGGAAAAGAUUGUUUGGAGUUCAAGCCAGAGAGGUGGAUAUCUGAGAAAGGAGAGAUUGUUAAAGUAGCAUCAUACAAAUUCAUUGCUUUUAAUGCAGGACCAAGAAGUUGCUUGGGAAAGGACUUGGCUUUGCUUCAAAUGAAGAUGGUGGCAGCUUCUAUGUUGUGGAGUUAUCGUUUCCAAAUGGCUGAAGGUCAUGUUGCAAGUCCAAGCCAUUCAUUUGGGCUUUCCAUGAAGAAUGGGUUGAAGGUUAGGAUAAUGAAAAGAGACCUUUGA
This is a messenger RNA of Vigna unguiculata (cowpea), 1554 nucleotides long. Its product is annotated as alkane hydroxylase MAH1 pseudogene. Lineage: Eukaryota; Viridiplantae; Streptophyta; Magnoliopsida; Fabales; Fabaceae. The record is from RefSeq and is a predicted model, not a curated record.